ACAAAUUACGGAAUUACAUCUGCAUUUAGACUCUGCAGUACGUCAGAAAUUGCCGUUCGGGGGAAAAUACUUCAAUAAGUUGCGUAUGAUUACAUGAAGGGUAAUGGUCAACCCAGCAUAAUGGACAGUAAUGUUGUAAUGGACAGUCUACUGGCCACGGGGGAAGAUCUCUCUCUUGACCGGCCAAAUAUUGACCAACUGAGGCAGGACAGGAUGGACAGAAAUAGGGCUGUCAUGGAGGCACUUGAUCCACAGGCUGCAAAAACUACCAUACCACAGGUGGACAAUCUAAGCCCAGCCGAGCAUGCCGCGGUGUGUAUUCAGUCUCACUAUAGAGGACACCUGGGCAGGAAAAAAUACACGGAACUGCUGUAUCAGCAGUUUGAAAAGGAAGAAGCACUGAGGUAUGAAAAGAUGCAGAAGCAGUUAGAAGAAGGGGAGUUGUUGGUUGCAAAAGGUAUUUCAGAAAAAAGUGGAAGAACUAUAGAUACCUGUUAUGACAAGCAGUGUCAAGCACAUAGAAGAAUAAAAGCUCACAAAUGA
Messenger RNA from Lingula anatina, 543 nucleotides. RefSeq lists its product as uncharacterized. The record is from RefSeq and is a predicted model, not a curated record. Gene Ontology annotation, cellular component: cell junction; plasma membrane. Gene Ontology annotation, molecular function: protein binding. Gene Ontology annotation, biological process: positive regulation of hippo signaling. NCBI's taxonomy places the organism in Eukaryota, Metazoa, Brachiopoda, Lingulata, Lingulida, Lingulidae.